AUGAGGGUGAUCUGUGCUUUCCCUGAAGCCAUGUCCUCCAGCAGCUCCUGCCCCCCCUCGUGCCUAGCCCUGGUGGCUCUCUUUUUGGCUCUGUUGAUCCAUCUUUCCCUCUCCUUCCAAGCUGGAGACAGGAGACUCUUGCCUGUAGACAGAACUACAGGUUUGAAGGAAAAGACCCUGAUUCUACUUGAUGUGAGCACCAAGAACCCAGUCAGGACAGUCAAUGAGAACUUCCUCUCUCUGCAGCUGGAUCCCUCCAUCAUUCAUGAUGGCUGGCUCGAUUUCUUAAGCUCCAAGCGUCUGGUGACUCUGGCCCGGGGACUCUCGCCCGCCUUUCUGCGCUUCGGGGGCAAAAGGACGGAUUUCCUGCAGUUCCAGAACCUGAGAAAUCCGGCGAAAAGCCGCGGGGGCCCGGGCCCAGAUUACUAUCUCAAAAACUAUGAGGAUGACAUUGUCCGGAGUGAUGUUGCCUUGGAUAAACAGAAAGGCUGCAAGAUUGCCCAGCAUCCUGAUAUUAUGCUGGAGCUCCAGAGAGAGAAGGCAGCUCAGAUGCAUCUGGUCCUUCUGAAAGAGCAGUUCUCCAAUACUUACAGUAAUCUCAUAUUAACAGCCAGGUCUCUAGACAAACUUUAUAACUUUGCUGAUUGCUCUGGACUCCACCUGAUAUUUGCUCUAAAUGCACUGCGUCGUAAUCCCAAUAACUCCUGGAACAGUUCUAGUGCCCUGAGCCUGUUGAAGUACAGUGCCAGCAAAAAGUACAACAUUUCUUGGGAACUGGGUAAUGAGCCAAAUAACUAUCGGAGCAUGCAUGGCCGGGCAGUAAAUGGUAGCCAGUUGGGAAAGGAUUACAUCCAGCUGAAGAGGCUGCUACAACCCAUCCGGAUAUACUCCAGAGCCAGCUUGUAUGGCCCUAAUAUUGGACGGCCCAGGAAGAACGUCAUUGCUCUCCUAGAUGGAUUCAUGAAGGUGGCAGGGAGCACAGUAGACGCGGUUACCUGGCAACAUUGCUACAUUGAUGGCCGAGUGGUCAAGGUGAUGGACUUCCUGAAAACUCGUCUCUUAGACACACUCUCUGACCAGAUUAGGAAAAUUCAGAAAGUGGUCAAUACAUACACUCCAGGAAAGAAAAUUUGGCUCGAAGGCGUGGUGACCACCUCAGCUGGAGGCACAAACAAUCUGUCAGAUUCCUAUGCUGCAGGAUUCUUAUGGCUAAACACUUUAGGAAUGCUGGCCAAUCAGGGUAUUGAUGUUGUGAUACGACACUCAUUUUUUGACCAUGGAUAUAACCAUCUGGUGGACCAGAAUUUUAACCCAUUACCAGACUACUGGCUUUCUCUCCUUUACAAGCGUCUGAUUGGCCCCAAAGUCCUGGCAGUGCAUGUAGCUGGGCUCCAGCGGAAGCCGCGACCAGGAAGAGUCAUCCGAGACAAACUACGGAUCUAUGCUCACUGCACAAACCACCACAACCACAACUAUGUCCGUGGCUCCAUUACACUUUUCAUCAUCAACCUGCAUCGAUCAAGAAAGAAAAUCAAACUGGCUGGGACUCUAAGGGACAAGCUGGUGCACCAGUAUCUGCUGCAGCCCUAUGGGCAGGAAGGCCUAAAGUCCAAGUCAGUGCAGCUCAACGGACAGCCCUUAGUGAUGGUGGACGACGGGACCCUUCCAGAACUGAAGCCCCGCCCCCUACGAGCUGGCCGGACAUUGGUCAUCCCUCCAGUCACCAUGGGCUUUUAUGUGGUCAAGAAUGUCAAUGCUUUGGCCUGCCGCUAUCGGUAAACCACCCUCUGCUUUAGAGCUGCUGGUGGGCAUGCUGGACUGCUUUCCUGCUCUUCCCCCUGUAGCGCCCUUAGUCCUCAGCCUCCGCUCCCGCUUUGCUGGAGUCAACAUAGACUUUCUAAAUAGACUAAAUGUCAUAGUGUGAGCUUAGCCUAGGUAGGUGGCAUCCAUCCCUAAGGUAAUUGUAGAACUCUCUGUUCCUAUGCAAAGAGAACGGUGUGUGUCUGCUGAUGCACACCUCACAAACAGGCUGACAGCAUCUUCCAGAGCAGUGUUUCCAAACAGCUGCCUGUAGUCCUGAUCCCACAGCAAUGCAACUGCA
Molecule: messenger RNA, 2101 nt
Organism: Microtus ochrogaster (prairie vole)
Lineage: Eukaryota; Metazoa; Chordata; Mammalia; Rodentia; Cricetidae
Gene: Hpse2
Product: heparanase 2 (inactive)
Biological process (GO): extracellular matrix organization
Cellular component (GO): extracellular matrix
Source: RefSeq, a predicted model, not a curated record